Hippocampus comes (tiger tail seahorse) is the source of this 6889-nucleotide messenger RNA. RefSeq names its product sodium channel, voltage-gated, type I-like, alpha (gene scn1laa). Lineage: Eukaryota; Metazoa; Chordata; Actinopteri; Syngnathiformes; Syngnathidae. The record is from RefSeq and is a predicted model, not a curated record. Gene Ontology annotation, cellular component: voltage-gated sodium channel complex; plasma membrane. The coding region runs from base 482 to 6409 and encodes 1975 amino acids. The transcript is spliced from 26 exons. Gene Ontology annotation, biological process: membrane depolarization during action potential; neuronal action potential; sodium ion transmembrane transport. Gene Ontology annotation, molecular function: voltage-gated sodium channel activity.
CCGAUGCAAAUGAAGGCCCUCUUGUUUGGACAGGAUGCGAAAGUUCAGAAGCCAAAACCAUAAUCUGAAGAGACCCAUUGUGAGAGUGGAAGUCAGAGAAAGGCAUAGACGUAGAUGUCCUUGGAAGUUUUCAUGGAUCAAACACCUGUUGUGAAUUGUGUUUGCCUCUAGAGUUUGUUUGCAUUUUAGGUUCAUUUUGAAAUUUCAAUCUCCCAAACGUUUUGUAAAUAAUGUCUAUGUACUACUGGGCAAGAGAUUGGGCUAAGUAGCAACUCAGUUUAGGGUGUCUCAAAAGAAUUGAAGGAGAUAAAAAUCGGUUACAACACUGGAGGCGACGUCAUCCAACAAUUCUAAGCAACACAUUACCUCAAAUAUAAUUCACAAAAUGUAGUUCUUUUGCUCGAAAGAAAUAACUCUUCUCUGUCCAGGCCUUUUUCAUGCGGGAGGCUAGCUGUGCGCCCUGAAGGUGCAGGAUGAAAAGAUGGCGCAGCUGCUUGUACCGCCAGGACCAGACAGCUUCCGCCGCUUUAGUCGCGAUUCCCUCGCGGCCAUUGAGCAGCGGAUCGCCGAAGAGAACGCCAAAAAGCCAAAGGGAGAGAAGCGAAAGCGCAGCGACGAGGAUGAACCCAAGCCGAGUCGUGACUUGGAGGCGGGGAAGUCCGUCCCCCUGGUGUACGGGGAGGUCCCGAAAGGAAUGGUCUCCACACCGGUGGAAGACCUGGAUCCCUUCUACAGUAAUCAGAAAACGUUCAUAGUUAUAAACAAAGGAAAUUUGAUCUUCCGGUUCAACGCGGCUCCAGCCUUGUACAUCCUGAGCCCCUUCAACCCCCUUAGAAGAAUAUCCAUAUGGAUUUUGGUCCACUCGUUGUUCAGCUUGGUGAUCAUGUGCACUAUCAUCACCAACUGUGUAUUUAUGACACUGAGUCGGCCACCUGACUGGGCAAAGAAUGUCGAAUACACAUUUACCGCAAUCUAUACGUUUGAAUCCCUCGUUAAAAUUUUAGCCCGAGGGUUCUGCAUAGGAAAGUUCACCUUUCUUCGAGAUCCAUGGAACUGGCUGGACUUCUCUGUCAUUGUCAUGGCGUAUGUCACCGAGUUUGUUAGCCUUGGCAGUUUCUCAGCUCUUCGCACAUUCAGAGUGCUGAGAGCUUUAAAAGCUAUUUCUGUGAUUCCAGGCUUGAAGACCAUCGUCGGUGCACUGUUCCAGUCGGUCAAGAAGCUUUCUGAUGUGAUGAUCCUCACUGUCUUCUGCUUGAGCGUCUUUGCCCUCAUAGGGUUACAACUGUUCAUGGGCCAUUUAAAGCAAAAGUGUGUGUUCAUGCCAGUACACAAUGAUUCCACCAUUAAUGGCACAUUUUCCAAUGGCACCUACAUGAACGGAACAGACAACAGUACCCAGGCUUUCAACUGGACUGAGUACUCACUUGAUGAUCAAAACUACUAUUAUCUCCCAGGCAAACGGGAUCCAUUGCUUUGUGGAAACGGCAGUGAGGCUGGGCAGUGUCCAGAAGGGUUUUCGUGCAUCAAAGUGGGAAAGAACCCCGACUAUGGUUACACCAGUUUUGACUCGUUUGGGUGGGCCUUCCUUUCCCUCUUUAGGCUCAUGACUCAGGAUUUUUGGGAAAACCUCUACCAGCAGACAUUACGGGCCUCUGGAAAGCCCUACAUGGUAUUCUUUGUGCUGGUCAUAUUCCUUGGCUCCUUCUACCUAAUUAACCUGAUCUUGGCUGUGGUUGCGAUGGCGUACGAGGAGCAGAGCCAGGCCACCAUUAAGGAGGCUCAGGAGAAGGAGGAGGAGUUUCAGGCCAUGCUGGAGCAACUCAAGCGACAGCAAGAAGACGCUCAGGUGGCCACUGCAGUGGCGUCUGCAGAGCACGGUGAGGUCAGCGACCACCCCGGUGGCACGGAGAGCUCCUCAGAAACGUCCAAGCUGAGCUCCAAAAGUGCCAAAGAGCGAUGCAACAGGCGAAGGAAAAGAAAGGAUGAGGGCAAGGUCCCACAGUCCGAGUCUCAGGAGAGUAUUAAGAAGGCCCGAUGUCGCUUCUCGGUGGAGCCCAAUGUGCUCAACUAUGACAUGAAGUGCUCGUCGGCCCACCAGUCCUUUCUGAGUAUUCACGGACCCCCAUUCUCAUCCAGACGGAACAGCAGGACCAGCGUUUUCAGUUUCCAAAGCCAAUCACGAGAUGCCGGCUCAGAAAAUGAGUUUGCAGAUGAUGAGAACAGCAUUUUUGAGGACAACCGGAGUCGAAGAACCUCUUUGUUUUUUACCCGGGGGCGUGACCGCCAAGGCAGCAGUAUCAGCCAGUCCAGCUUCUUUCCACAUCCGCUGCUUUCACCCUGCAGGAUGAAACAGAGCACUGUAGACUGCAACGGAGUAGUGUCCAUAAUGGGUGUCGAUUCAAUCCCGUUAUCACCUAUGGGGCGCUUUCGUCCUAAACUGACACUAGAUAGGACCUCCAAUAGAGACAAAGCUGACACUACCGACACUGAUGGGGGAACAAACCAGGAAUGGACCGACUUUCCUGAGGACCCACGAGCCAGGGACAGAACUGUUAGCGUAGCCAGUGUCAUAACCAGCACAAUGGAAGAGCUCGAAGAAUCGAGACAGAAGUGUCAUCCCUGCUGGUACAGUUUCGCAAACACUUUCCUCAUCUGGGAGUGUUGUCCAAUCUGGCUGAAGAUCAAGAAGGUGGUCAAACUCAUUGUGAUGGAUCCAUUUACGGAUUUAACCAUCACCAUCUGCAUUGUACUCAACACCUUAUUCAUGGCCAUGGAGCAUUACCCAAUGACUAAGGAUUUCUCCAGGACGCUGAGUGUGGGCAAUAUGGUAUUCACGAGCAUCUUCACAGCGGAAAUGGUCUUCAAACUCAUCGCUAUGGAUCCAUACUACUACUUUCAGGAAGGGUGGAACAUUUUUGAUGGAAUCAUUGUCAGUUUAAGCUUAAUGGAGCUUGGUUUGUCCAAUGUUGUUGGAAUGUCCGUCUUGAGAUCGUUCCGAUUGCUACGGGUGUUCAAGUUGGCCAAGUCGUGGCCGACUCUGAACACCCUGAUCAAAAUAAUCGGUAACUCUGUGGGGGCUUUGGGAAACCUGACGCUGGUGCUGGCUAUUAUCGUCUUCAUCUUUGCCGUAGUGGGCAUGCAGCUGUUUGGGAAAAGCUACAAGGAUUGUGUGUGUAAAAUCUCCAGCGACUGCACCCUGCCCCGCUGGCACAUGAGUGACUUUUUCCAUUCGUUCCUCAUUGUGUUCCGAGUGCUUUGUGGGGAGUGGAUAGAGACCAUGUGGGACUGCAUGGAGGUGGCUGGACCGACCAUGUGCAUCAUUGUCUAUAUGAUGGUCAUGGUGAUUGGAAACCUUGUGGUGCUCAACCUGUUCCUGGCCUUGCUGCUGAGUUCAUUCAGCGCAGACAACCUGGCUGCCACAGAGGACGACAGCGACACCAACAAUUUGCAGAUCGCCAUUGCACGGAUCCACAAAGGCAUCGCCUUUGUCAAAUCCCUGCUUCAAAGCACCUGUAACAGCGUCUGCCUCAGGAGUAACGAGCAAAACCAGGGAGAGGACAAAUCAUCCCUGGAGGAUUUCCAUAAAGCUUCGGGACCCAACGGCAUCCCCAACCAUACCAUUAAACAGCUACCGAGGAACGGAAACGGGGAUGUGACAGGGGUGGACAAAAGUGGGGACAAGUACAUCGUCUGCAGCAAGACCGACGAUUCCAUCAUGUCUUUCAUCAACAACCCCAGUCUGACUCUCAAUGUUCCCAUCGCGGUGGGGGAGUCCGACUUUGAAAACCUCAACACGGAGGACUUCAGCAGUGUCUCAUCCGAUGCAGCGGGAUGCCGUGUGACCAUCAAUGACGAUGGGCAGCUCAGCACCUCCGAGGCCAGCACAGUGGACUUGGGGGAAAAAGAUGGCGACUCUCUCGACUAUGAAUUAGAGGAAUCCAUGGAACCGGAUGCCUGCUUUCCCGACGGCUGUGUGCAGAGGUUCCAGUGUUGCCAGGUAAACGUUGAGGUGGGCAGGUGGAAAAUAUGGUGGACUAUCAGAAAGACCUGUUUCCGGAUCGUGGAGCACAACUGGUUCGAGAGCUUCAUCAUUUUCAUGAUCCUGCUCAGCAGUGGCGCCUUAGCGUUUGAGGAUGUCUACAUUGAGACCAGGAAGACCAUCAAAGCAAUGUUGGAGUACGCGGACAAAAUGUUCACCUACAUUUUCAUCUUGGAGAUGUUACUCAAGUGGGUGGCCUAUGGCUACGCCAAGUAUUUCACAAAUGCCUGGUGUUGGCUCGACUUCCUCAUUGUGGCUGUUUCACUGGUCAGUUUGGUGGCCAACGCGAUGGGAUUUGCUGAACUUGGGGCCAUCAAGUCUCUGAGAACCCUGAGAGCUCUGAGGCCCUUGAGAGCCCUUUCGAGAUUCGAGGGGAUGAGGGUGGUUGUCAACGCACUUCUUGGGGCAAUUCCUUCCAUCUUCAAUGUCCUGUUGGUGUGCCUCAUCUUCUGGCUCAUUUUCAGUAUCAUGGGCGUCAACUUAUUUGCGGGAAAGUACUACCGCUGUGUCAACAGAACCACAGACGAACCUUUCCUGCCCACUAAAGUGAAGAACAUGACGCAGUGUUUGGCCUUGGGGAAAGAUGUUGCUCGCUGGAAGAAUAUUAAAAUCAACUUUGACAAUGUUGGACUGGGUUACCUCGCACUUCUACAAGUGGCUACGUUUAAGGGAUGGAUGGACAUCAUGUAUGCCGCAGUCGAUUCCGCAAGCAAGCCUGGAGAACAGCCGGCAUAUGAGAUCAACCUGAAGAUGUAUCUGUAUUUUGUGGUUUUCAUCAUAUUCGGUGCCUUCUUCACACUCAAUCUCUUCAUUGGUGUCAUAAUUGACAAUUUCAAUCAGCAAAAGCGAAAGUUUGGAGGCCAAGACAUCUUCAUGACUGAAGAACAGAAGAAAUACUACAAUGCCAUGAAAAAGCUGGGCUCAAAGAAACCACAAAAACCCAUUCCCAGACCAUCGAACAAGAUUCAAGCCUACAUAUUUGACAUCACCACAAAACAAGCAUUCGAUGUUGUGAUCAUGGUUCUGAUAUGGCUGAACAUGGUUGCCAUGAUGGUGGAAACUGAUGACCAGUCAGUUAAAAAGAAAGAAAUUCUCAGCUGGAUCAACGGGGUGUUCAUUUGCGUCUUCACGGGCGAGUGUUUGUUGAAGAUGAUCGCACUGCGCCAGUACUUUUUCACCAACGGUUGGAAUGUUUUUGAUUUCAUCGUCGUCGUUCUCUCAAUUAUUGGUAUGUCUCUCUCUGAGCUGAUUGAGAAAUAUUUUGUGUCGCCCACGUUGUUCAGAGUCAUCCGACUGGCUCGAAUCGGACGAGUCCUCCGCCUUAUUAAAAGUGCCAAAGGAAUCCGCACUCUUUUGUUUGCCUUGAUGAUGUCACUUCCUGCCUUGUUCAACAUUGGUCUCUUGCUCUUUUUGGUGAUGUUUAUCUACGCCAUCUUUGGCAUGUCAAACUUUGCUUACGUGAAGAAAGAAUCCGGCAUCGAUGACCUUUUCAAUUUCGAGACGUUUGGCAACAGCAUGAUCUGCCUGUUUCAGAUCACCACCUCGGCCGGGUGGGACGGCCUACUGGCUCCCAUUCUCAACAAAUACGAGGACGACUGCGACAGCACCACCGAGCAUCCCGGCAGCGCUGUCAAAGGAGACUGCGGAUCUCCUUCCGUUGGCAUCGCCUUCUUUGUCAGCUACAUCAUCAUCUGCUUCCUUAUCGUGAUCAACAUGUACAUUGCCGUCAUCCUGGAAAACUUUGGCGUAGCCACCGAGGAAAGCGCCGACCCGCUGAGCGAGGAUGAUUUUGAAGUGUUUUACGAGGUUUGGGAAAAGUUUGAUCCGAGCGCAACCCAGUUUAUGGAGUACAACAAAUUGUCCGAGUUCGCCGAUGCCUUGGACCCGCCGCUGCGCAUCGCCAAGCCAAACAAGAUCGAGCUCAUCUCCAUGGAUCUUCCCAUGGUGAGUGGCGAACGCAUCCACUGCCUGGACAUCCUCUUCGCGUUCACUAAACGGGUUCUGGGCGAAGGUGGGGAGAUGGACAUACUCAGGGCACAAAUGGAAGAGAGAUUCAUGGCCUCCAAUCCUUCCAAAAUGUCCUAUGAGCCCAUCACGACCACCCUUCGCCGCAGACAGGAGGACUCGUCGGCCGUGAUCAUCCAGAGAGCUUUCAGAGAGCAUUUGAGGAGACGCGCUGCCGACAAAACCUUCGCGGAAGCCAAAGACGACAUUCCCAAGGACGAAAAGCCGGUUGACAAAGAAGAUCCAGUCGCGGACAAACUCCAUGACGUCUCUGGCUCAGACAUUAAGGAGCCUUCAACCUAUCACACGUCGGAAAAUGACAAAGCCGAACUGGAUGACAAAGACGGCACGCAGCAUGAUUCGUAAGGAAUGUUGGGAGAUGCUUCAAAGACGUUCUAAGUCGUGACCAAAUGUUUACAAGCGGCAUCGGACUCCUUUUCUCAGCGUCUGGAUAUCAAUGCCAAACUGACUUUUUCAGCUCAUGAGCCUCAAGGUUGGUGCCUAAAAGGGAAAAGUGGCUCAUUCGGGCAGCAGUGAAACCAUUUUCUAGGAACAAGACUGUUGGAAGAGGAUGGGCAGCAUUUCUCAAGCGUUUGAAAAGACAUUUUCACAGUCGUUCAUGCUCUACUUUCCAUUGCAGCGAGCUCUGUUCUAUACAGUGUCUUGGACUAUGACCAUAUCACUGACUGGUGUAUUGUUUUGCCGACUUAUUUUAAAAGGGUUGCCGUGAUGUCGUUUCUUUUUUUAAUCCAUCGAUUGCCUUUUUUCAUAAACUUUUUUUUUCAACUUUUGAAAUGUGUGGUUCGUUCAGGAUGAAUAUAAUUGCUUUCACGCUAGCUCUGUCUC